Messenger RNA from Daldinia decipiens, 1095 nucleotides. RefSeq lists its product as uncharacterized. Gene Ontology annotation, biological process: regulation of transcription by RNA polymerase II. Lineage: Eukaryota; Fungi; Ascomycota; Sordariomycetes; Xylariales; Hypoxylaceae. The record is from RefSeq and is a predicted model, not a curated record. The transcript has a single exon. Gene Ontology annotation, molecular function: DNA-binding transcription factor activity, RNA polymerase II-specific; RNA polymerase II cis-regulatory region sequence-specific DNA binding. Bases 1 to 1095 code for a protein of 364 amino acids.
AUGCCGCCGAUAUCUUUUAGUAUUGAUAUCCGGAAUGAUCAAUAUUCUGCAAGCGAGAUCCUCGACUCCCAAUUUAUUAUGGACCAAGGCGAUGAAUACUCAUACGCCCAAAGCAGCACCGACCCCAGCAGUCCCUCGACCGACGCACUGUCGGCAAAGGCUCACCAAUCAAAUCCUUCGCCUCAAAGAUCGGCCUCCAUUAGGACCUCUGGAAGACUUGCGAAUCGCCGUGCCAAAAAUCGACUGACGUCACAUUCCAAAUCGGAUAGCGUUGACUCUUCCAGGUCUUCAAUUCGAUCAUCCGAAAUAUCAACUCGUUCGUCGCAUCAGACCGUAACUCGAAAGGAUAAAAGAGCAUACAUAACGGGUAGGGCAAAUAAUAAACCCAGACAGACCGGGUUUGUGCCACCAAACUCUUCUCCAACUACAGAGACACGGCAACGAUCCCAAUACGCAGACGAUGAUACUGAUCAUGGCGUCAACACGAACAAAAGGACCAAGUUCCUUGAGCGAAAUCGAACAGCGGCGACUAAAUGUCGCCAAAAGAAAAGGGAAUGGGUGACGGGUCUAGAAGGAACAAAGUUUGAGUUAGAAAAUCAGCACAACCUCCUUCAGGGGGAGUACAGCGACUUGAAAAAUGAGAUUACUCAAAUAAAAUCACAACUCAUGGAUCAUUCCACUUGCAACGAUCCCAACAUCAACAAAUGGAUCGAAAAUGAAGCAAAGAGAUUUGUCUUGGGAACGAGCGAAAAAUACGACCAGAUGCUGGUUAAUUUAAGCCACUCUCCUAGACAUAUUAUUGGUGGCCAGGACAGCCUCUCUUCCGCUGCAGGAUGCCAGACAAUGCGUGAUUCGGAACUUCUUGGCUCAGUUACUCCAUCACAUUCAUUCCACCCCGGGGGUUUCGUACCAAGUCCACCUAUACUUUACCAUCCAGAUCUGACGCCAAACUUUCCGCAGGUCGCAGCAUCGGACCCACACGAAGAGCCCUAUCCGAUGGACGCUCUACAUAAUGCGACGGCCGACGACAUGCCAGAUUACCAUAGUAUGCCGAUGGUCGAAGGCCUCGAAAACUUCAUGCUUCCUACAAGCUGA